CACUCCCAUGCUACCUGCGGCUGUCGAUAACGCAUCGCAUUACGUGCGCGUCAAGAUUGGUAAAGACGGGCGAUUGAAAGCGAUCGCGAAAUCAGCAAAAGGCGCCAUUGAAUCCAGGCAGUUGUGACGAGCUUUGGGGCGCGCAACUGGUGCGACUCAAGAGUUGUGAUCCGAGCGCUUCAAAGAUCACACAAAAGGGAUGGCUAGGCACACGUUGAUCGUAGCUACGGGCGGUCACUCUGGGUUGGGAUUCCAAACAUUACAUCAGCUAUUGCAGCGAGCUCCCGCCUCUUUGCCUCCUCCCUACCACUUGAUCCUAUUUGGUCGUGCAAGCUCCGCAUCAUCCACGGGUGUGGACAGGCUGUCAUCUUUAUGCAGCGCUGACACCGCUUCAAAGCUCGAGUACAGGUCACUAGAUCUUGACGAUCUGGCAGCGACAAAGAGCGCAGGCGCGUUCUUGGCGGAUGAAGUCAAAGCAAAGCAUUGGAGCAUCUCCACCUUCUUCUUCAAUGCGGCGAUCUGGCCGGCGAAGAGGGAGUCAGUGAAAAGUCAUGACGAUGAGGGCGAGCGAGAAGUUGACAAAUGUUUGGCUGUCAACCACAUAGCGCAUUUGCUUUUCCUUCAGCCUUUGUUGCCGCUCCUGCUUGAGCGAGCAUACAUUCCGGAUGAUCGAGCGCCUCGUAUCGUAUUCACGAACUCUUCACUGCACCGACGAGCAGACCCAUCGACGCUCGAAAGUCUUUUUGACCUCACCAAAUCCGGUCCUGAAGGCUGGACUGGCCGGGCGUGUUACAGCGCAAGCAAGUUCAUCCAGAUCCUUGGCGCACGCAAAUUGGCUGAGCAACUGGAAGAGCAGCUGACCUUGAAAGGCGGCGACGCUGUCGCUCCCGAGCUUGUGAUCGUCCAGCCUGGCUUUGUCCCAUCCACAGGUCUGGCCCGAUCCUCGCCUUUGUCGACGCGUCUGUUUAUGAAAGCCUUCUCCUACCUGCCGCUGUCGUUCAUCGAAUCCGAGAUGGGCGCAGGAGAGACACUUUUGAAAGCGCUAAGCGCGCCGCUGUCGAGUUUGCAAGCCACCCACACGCCAGACGCACGCACGGCAGAUCAGCUGAGUCAGCUCAACGAGCAGGGCUCACCAAUCAGGUGGACACCCAAGGACGCCCGCGUUCAAGGCGCUAUGAUCGUUCGCGGUGGCGGACUGGACCUUCCUGAUCCGCGAACAGAAAAUGAAGCUCUGCAGCAGACGUGGUGGCCCCUCUGAUACGCUCACCGCUCGUUCAGAUAAAAAGACAAUGGACACCUUAUUCUUUGUA
Messenger RNA from Ceraceosorus guamensis, 1310 nucleotides. RefSeq lists its product as hypothetical. The transcript is spliced from 5 exons. The coding region runs from base 200 to 1258 and encodes 352 amino acids. The record is from RefSeq and is a predicted model, not a curated record. Lineage: Eukaryota; Fungi; Basidiomycota; Exobasidiomycetes; Ceraceosorales; Ceraceosoraceae.